Molecule: messenger RNA, 1108 nt
Organism: Cryptomeria japonica (Japanese cedar)
Lineage: Eukaryota; Viridiplantae; Streptophyta; Pinopsida; Cupressales; Cupressaceae
Product: peroxygenase
Exons: 6
Coding region: 225-929 (234 amino acids)
Molecular function (GO): monooxygenase activity; calcium ion binding
Source: RefSeq, a predicted model, not a curated record
CCGAAGCAAUAUGAUGUUUAUCACAAAGAGAGUCGUGUAGUGUGAGGCGCCCUUCUCCUUUUGUCCCCUUCAAUUUUUUCCUCCACCUGUACUCAUGAUGAUGCCCACCUGGCACAAUCUCCAUUCAGUUCAUCUACCCUUUCGAUGCAAAAUGCAUUUGAUAUACUAGGUAAACCUUCAUCAUUUUCUCUGCACUCUGUGAGAAAGAGCAUUUCAUAUUGAUAAUGGCUUCACCUGAAUCUUUAAAGACAACUGCUCGCAAAGCACCAGUUACAGUGGAGCACAAAGUCAGGCCUAAUUUAGAUGACAACCUUCCAAAGCCAUUUCUUCCAAGGGCACUCGUAGCUGUGGAUUCAGAAAAUAUAAGUGGAACUCCCGGACAUGAGCACAACAAUAUGAGCGUUCUUCAGCAGCAUGUUGCAUUUUUUGACCGUAACAAUGAUGGAAUUGUCUAUCCUUGGGAGACUUACUUAGGACUUCGUGCUGUGGGGUUUAACUUCAUAAUUUCCUUGUUGGGAUGUAUUUUUAUCAAUGUGGGCUUGAGCUAUUCCACCCUCCAUGGAUGGAUUCCUUCACCCUUCCUUCCAAUAUACAUAGACAGGAUUCAUCGGUCAAAGCAUGGAAGCGAUUCAGAUGUUUAUGACACUGAAGGAAGGUUUGUUCCAUCAAAAUUUGAAGAAAUCUUUAGCAAAUAUGCUCGUACUAGUCCAGAUACACUCAACUACUCUGAGUUAUGGGCAAUGACAGAGGGAAAUAGAAAUGCCAAUGACCCUUUUGGAUGGAUUGCAGCCAAGGUAGAGUGGACACUGCUUUAUAUUCUCGCAAAGGAUGAGAGAGGCUGUCUGUCCAAGGAAGCGGUGAGAGGUGUUUAUGAUGGGAGCUUGUUUGAAUUCUGCGAAAAGCAACGCCUGUCAAGCAAAUAUCACUGAGAAAUCUUGUUAACUUCAUUUUCAAGCUAUAUUUUGAGGUGUUGCUUACUAUAUAUAUAUAUAUAUAACACUUGGAGAAACUGUGCAAUAAAAAUCAAUCGUCUGGAUUGAUUUUUGCAUUCAAAUUGUGUUACACAUAAUAGGUUUAUAAAUAUAAUAAAAAGACAAUAUCUUAACAA